Molecule: messenger RNA, 3165 nt
Organism: Dentiscutata erythropus
Lineage: Eukaryota; Fungi; Glomeromycota; Glomeromycetes; Diversisporales; Gigasporaceae
Source: the annotation of a GenBank genome assembly
AUGGAAGGGCAAUUCAACUUUCCAAAAGAAGAGGAGAAAAUCCUCGAAUUCUGGAAGAAAAUUGACGCUUUUAAUACACAAAUAAAUUUAUCCAAGGGUAAACCACCCUAUUCGUUCUACGAUGGUCCUCCAUUUGCAACUGGGCUUCCGCAUUAUGGACAUUUGUUGGCCGGUACUAUCAAGGAUAUUGUGACUCGUUAUGCAACUCAGAAUGGUUAUUACGUUGAACGUCGAUUCGGUUGGGAUUGUCAUGGCUUACCUGUUGAAUAUGAAAUUGAUAAAAAAUUAAAUAUUAAGUGUAAGGAUGACGUUUUAGCAUUAGGAAUUGACAAAUACAAUGAAGAAUGUAAAAGCAUUGUUAUGCGAUAUUCAGGAGCUUGGCGAGAAACUGUAGAACGUAUUGGCCGUUGGAUUGAUUUUGAUAAUGAUUAUAAAACUUUAAACACCUCUUUUAUGGAAAGCGUCUGGUGGGUGUUCAAAGAAUUAUAUAAAAAAGAUCAAGUUUACCGUGGUGUAAGGAUAAUGCCAUAUUCUACUGCGUGUACGACUCCAAUUUCAAAUUUUGAGGCUGCUCAAAAUUAUAAAGAUGUUAAUGACCCAGCUAUUGUCAUCUCUUUUCCUUUGGUCAAUGAACCGGACGUGCUUCUUUUAGCAUGGACGACAACACCAUGGACGUUACCUAGUAAUUUAGCUCUCUGUACCCAUCCUGAUUUUGAAUAUAUUAAGAUUAAGGACGAAAAUUCUGGGAAGAUCUAUAUUCUUCUGGAGAAGUGUUUAAAUACUUUAUAUAAAGAUCUCAAGAAGGCAAAAUAUGUCAUAUUGCAAAAAUUCCUAGGAAAAGAUAUGAAAGGAUGGGAAUACAUCCCUUUAUUCGAAUAUUUCGUUCCUCAGUUUAAAGGUAAAGGAUUCAUCGUAUUAAAUGACACAUAUGUCACUGAUGACAGUGGUACCGGAAUUGUUCACCAAGCACCAGCUUUUGGUGAAGAUGAUUAUCGUAUAUGCCUCAAAAACAAUAUUAUUACGGAAGAUGGUUUUCUUCCUUGUCCUGUCGACGAACAAGGUUUAUUCACUUCGGAAGUAACUGACUUCGCUAAAAUGCAUGUCAAGGAUGCCGAUAAGAAUAUUCAAAAACUUUUAAAACAAAAUAAUCGAUUAAUAGUACAAUCUCAAGUUAAUCAUAGUUAUCCUUUUUGUUGGCGCUCAGAUACUCCAUUAAUAUAUAAAGCUGUUCCAUCGUGGUUUGUUCGCAUUAAACCCAUCAUCCCUCAAUUAUUAAAAAACAAUCAAGAAACUUACUGGGUUCCUGAGUUCGUCAAAGAAAAAAGGUUUGCAAAUUGGAUUAUAAAUGCCCGAGAUUGGAAUAUUUCUCGUAAUCGAUAUUGGGGCACGCCAAUUCCACUAUGGGUUAGUGAUGAUUAUGAAGAGAUUGUUUGUGUUGGUUCUUUGGCAGAACUAGAGGAAUUGUCCGGUUGUGAUAAAUUAACAGAUAUUCAUCGUGACAAAAUUGAUCAUAUUACCAUUCCUUCAAAAAAAGGAAAGGGCUCAUUAAAAAGAGUGGAAGAGAUCUUUGACUGUUGGUUUGAAUCUGGAAGUAUGCCGUAUGCACAAUGUCAUUACCCUUUUGAAAAUAAAGAAAAAUUUGAAGCCUCUUUUCCUGCUGAUUUUAUUGCCGAAGGGCUCGAUCAGACAAGAGGAUGGUUCUAUACUCUCAUGGUCUUAUCUACACAUCUAUUUGAUAAACCAGCCUUCAAAAAUCUAAUAACAAAUGGUCUGGUAUUAGCAUCAGAUGGUAAGAAAAUGAGCAAACGCCUGAAGAACUAUCCUGAGCCUCAAACUAUCAUUAACGCGUAUGGUGCUGAUGCUUUGAGAUUAUACCUUGUUAAUUCUCCAGUCGUACGCGCUGAGCCAUUGAGAUACAAAGAAGAAGGUGUCAAGGAGAUUAUUUCCAAAGUGUUUCUACCUUGGUACAAUGCAUAUCGUUUCUUUGACUCGCAAGUUGUAUUGUUAAAGAAGGAUACUAAAAUAGAAUUUAAAUACAAUCCAUUGGCAAAGAAAUCUGAAAAUGUUAUGGAUAGGUGGAUAUUAGCAUGUACUCAAAGUCUUAUAAAGUUUGUACGUGAGGAAAUGGGAGCCUAUAGAUUGUACACUGUUGUCCCGAGAUUAUUAAAUCUCAUUGAACAAUUAACUAACGGUUAUGUUAGAUUUAACCGCAAGCGGCUGAAGGGCGAAAAUGGUCCAGAAGAUACCAUAAAUGCAUUAAAUACGUUAUUUGAAGUCUUGUUAACACUAUGCCGUGUUAUGGCUUCCUUCACCCCUUUCCUCACGGAGCAUAUUUACCAAAACUUAAAAAAAUAUCUACCACCAUCUGAUUCCAAUGAAGAUGAUCGUUCUAUUCACUUUUUACCUUUCCCAGAAGUGAGGAAUGAAUAUUUUGACUCUGAAAUUGAACGUCGUAUGUCACGUAUGCAGGCAGUUAUUGAUUUGGGUCGAAUUAUUCGUGAAAAAAAAAAUAUUGGAUUAAAGACACCUUUGAAAGAGCUUAUCGUAAUACAUUCGGAUUCACAAUAUCUUUCAGAUGUUACGUCACUUGAGAAUUAUAUCGUUGAAGAAUUAAAUAUCAAAAAUCUUCUUGCUACAUCGGAUGAAAGUAAAUAUGGCAUAAAAUACCGAGCAGAGGCUGAUUGGAAAGUGUUAGGUCAAAAACUUAAAAAAGAUGCUGUUAAAGUAAAGAAUGCUUUACCCACAUUGACUUCUGAGCAAGUCAAAGAUUUCGUACACACUAAAGAGAUUUUGAUUGAUGGAAUUAAAGUGGUCGAAGAAGACCUUCAAGUAGUAAGAUAUUUCGAGGAUGCUAACAGCCAUUAUGAAACGAGUACUGAUAAGGACGUUCUUAUACUUUUGGAUGUCAAAAUAUAUAAUGAUUUACAAGAGGAAGGAUUGGCUCGUGAGGUUGUGAAUCGUGUUCAGAGAUUGCGAAAAAAGGCGGGAUUACAGCCUACAGAUCCGGUAUUAACAUAUUAUAAAUUUACUAAAGAUGCCAAUAAUCAAGUAGAAACCAUCAUUAAGACGCAAAAUGAGAUUAUUGUCAAGAUUUUAAAACGACCGUUAUUACCAAUGACGGACAAAAUUGAUGGAGCUGAAGUUAUCAUUGAGGAAGUUCAAGAG